ACAUCGCCGUGAAUGACCGCCUAACUACUCGGCAAGGAUCUUCUCUCUUCAGACAAUUCCUUCGAGAUAGAAAUUGAAUAGGUUGGGUUUGAUGAAGCGUGCAAAAGGUCCCGAUGCUGUGAAUCAGAAUAACACUGUAUGAGCAUGGUGAGUGGGUGGGGAUGCUGGUAGCGCACUUGUUGAUGCGUUACAUACCGUUAUUACGUGAUCAAGCAAUCGACGGCCGACCAGAAAGUGCUCGGCGUGUAUGCAACACCACCCGUCCGUUUAAGAUCAUCAAAUAAUAUUAAAAAAUUCGUCUCCUUCGGAUCAAACAACAUUAAACCCCUCUGCUGACAAUCCACGACCAGUCGUCACUGGAUGGUAUCUUGCUUUUCAAGUGUCUUUGAUCAUAUUUCAUAAGGAAAGGAAGCCACAGCAAGCCAACUCAAAUGGUGGAGUCUUCAAACUUGUAAACACCGCUUUAGUUCCUUAACGGGAGGAAGAUUAUACAGGAGUGUCGCUGCUUCCACGGGUUUCGUCCCGUUAGCUAUACCUUCUUGGCCACCAUCAUCACACCGGGAUGGCAUCAUCACCACAAUGCUCGAUAUUUAGCAGGACUAUCCUGUUCCUCACUUUGUUUGGUACUUUAAUUCAGGAUUGUUAUGGAUUUCCUAACGGAGCAGGAACCUCUGCCUGUUUUACCCUGAUACCUGGCCACCCGGGAUCACCCCUGACAGGUACCCCUCCAUUCAUCCUGACUCCCCUCUCAUCAUCGUACACUGCUGGAGGAACUGUUCUUGUGCAACUUCAAGCUCAAGACUCGAGUCAAUACCGAGGCAUCCUUCUCCAGGCCAGGACGUCAUCUGGUGCUAUCGUUGGUUCCUGGUCUACCUCCGACCUAUCAUCGGAUUUUCAGACCAGGUCUUGUUCCAGUAACGGUGAUUCUAUUACACACACGAGUAAUAAUAACAAGGUUCUUCCUCAGAUAUUCACGUGGAUAGCACCACAGACUACAGCACUUGGAUCCAUCACAUUUCACGCAACGGUUGUUAUUGUGCAGACUCAAUAUUAUGUCGAUAUACAAUCAUCUUCAGUCUCUCUCUUGCAAGGCCCGUGUGCAAACAACCUAUGUCAAAAUGGUGGUACAUGUCAAGUGACUGCACCUUCCAGCUUCCGAUGUUUAUGCACGUCGGGCUUCUCGGGGCCUCUAUGCUCCGAAGGAGGUGUAUGUACUCCAAACCCUUGCCGGAAUAGUGGGAUUUGCCUCGUAACUGGUCAGCUCACAUACUCCUGUUCCUGUCAAGCAGGUUAUGUUGGAGCAAAUUGUGAAAUUUUAGCAGGGGCAUGCAUAACUAACCAAUGCUUUAACGGAGGCACUUGCUUGCCGAUUACCAGUACAUCAUUCGAAUGUGUUUGUAUCAAUGGAUAUGUCGGGCAACGGUGUCAAAUACCUGUUGCUGCUUGUUCUUCAAACCCGUGUCUUAAUGGAGCUACAUGCCUCGAAAAUUCAUCUGGCAAUGGCUUCUUCUGCCAAUGUCCUGAAGGCUACGAGGGUACGACGUGUGAAACUUCAACAGCUGGAGCAUGUUCUUCAAACCCGUGUAUCAAUGGAGGCACAUGUUUUGAGCAGGACCAAGGAAAUGCUUUCUUCUGCGCUUGCCCUCCUGAUUUUCAAGGUACUCGGUGCGAGACAGCAGUUUCAGUCUCCCCUUGUGCGUCUAACCCUUGUCAAAAUGGAGGUUCAUGUCUAAUCAGCGGCGACCAGACAAGUUUCUUCUGUCUCUGUUCCUCUGAUUUUAUUGGACAAAUCUGUCAGACAGCAGUUGCACAACCGAAUCCAUGUAUAUCUGACCCGUGUGUGAACACGGGCACCUGUUUGUCUUCUAUUGAUGGCCUGACUUACAGAUGCUUCUGCACCAUAGACUUUACUGGAUCCCAUUGUGAAAUCAGUGUCAUUGCUGCUCAUUGUAUUCCUAACGUAUGUCGUAAUGGUGCACCCUGCAUGCCUUGGCCUGUUAGUUUCACAUGCGCCUGCCCAUUUGGUUUUGGAGGCAUCACAUGUGAAAGUUUCGUUUCACCGCCCACUCCGUGCGACUCGAACCCAUGCGUGAAUGGUGCCACGUGCUUCCUGACUCCGGAUCAGACUAGCUUCCAGUGCAUGUGUCUCGCUGGUUUUAGUGGAAUCACCUGCCAGGAUAUCACAGACGAACAAUGUACACCUUCAACAUGUCAGAAUGGAGGGACGUGUUUCCAGUCAGGGAAUAGUAAUGGCAUCAUUUGUGUGUGUCCUCCUGGUCUUGAAGGGUCCAUCUGUGAAAUAACUUUACCUGUAAUGGCAUGUUCGUCUGACCCUUGCAUGAAUGGAGGUACUUGCUUCGAGUCUGGAUCGCAGGGAGGAAUAGCCUACAUUUGCUCCUGUCCCGUAAACUUUUCCGGUGUUAACUGCGAAUUGGUAAAAACCGCCUGCUCAUCUCAACCUUGUGCAAACGGGGGCUCUUGUUUUGAAUUUCAAGCCGGUGUACGCUACGCCUGUAUAUGUCUCCCUGGUUUCACGGGCUUUAAUUGUGAUGUACAAGAUCUCAAUCCUGUACCUGCUUGCUCUUCAAAUCCUUGUUCAAACGGAGCGACCUGUCUGGAUGCUGCAGAUGGGAGCUCAUUUACAUGUCUUUGCCCAAACGGUUCAUUAGGCGUUAACUGUGAAAUCCCUCCAGGACCUUCCCUUUCUUUUAGCUGCUCCUCAAAUCCUUGUCCUGAUGGUGCAACUUGCUUGGAAUCAGCGGGAGCUAACACCUACACCUGUCUUUGCCCGAAUGGUCAGGUUGGGAUGGACUGUCAUGUAACAGUCGUGGAAGGUUGUGACGCUCUCCCCUGUCUGAACGGAGGCUCCUGUUUCACCGCUGGAGCUGACCCAUCAAACUAUGUCUGUGAUUGCCCUGCUGGAUUCACAGGAACAAACUGCGAAUCAGUUGCCUUAGCAUGUUCAUCGGAGCCAUGUCAAAAUGGAGCGACUUGCAUGGAGGUUAAUCAAGGUUACGAAUGUCAGUGCGCCGCUGGAUAUGAUGGGGAUACAUGCGAGCUUACUACAGAAGAGCCAUCGUGUACGUCAAAUCCUUGUCAAAAUGGAGGAGCUUGCUUCCAGGCUGGAGCAGGAAAUACAUAUAUAUGUCAAUGUGUGUCAGGGUUUACUGGAUCUAACUGUGAAAUUACAGAGCCAUCGUGUACGUCAAAUCCUUGUCAAAAUGGAGGAGCUUGCUUCCAGGCUGGGGCAGGAAAUGCAUAUAUAUGUCAAUGUGUGUCAGGGUUUACUGGAUCUAACUGUGAAAUUACACAGCCAUCGUGUACAUCAAAUCCUUGUCAAAAUGAUGGUACAUGCUUCCAGGCUGGAGCAGGAAAUGCAUAUAUAUGUCAAUGUGUGUCAGGGUUUACUGGAUCUAACUGUGAAAUCAGAGAGCCAGCUUGUUCUUCGAGUCCUUGUUUGAAUGGUGGUACUUGUGUUGAUGGCACUGGGGAUGAGUAUACAUGUCAAUGCGCAACAGGGUAUACGGGAACAAACUGUGGAGCACAAGUACUGGCAUGUUCUUCAAGCCCAUGUAUGAAUGGAGCUUCAUGUUUCGAAGCUGGAGCUGGUAAUGGUUACAUCUGUCAGUGCCCAACUGGUUAUACUGGAACAAAUUGCGAAACAGAAGUACUCGCCUGUUCUUCAAAUCCGUGUAUAAAUGGAGCUUCAUGUUUCGAGGCUGGAGCUGGUAAUGGCUACAUUUGCCAAUGUCCUGCUGGUUAUACUGGAACAAACUGCGAAACAGAAGUUUUCUCCUGUUCUUCAAACCCAUGUCUGAACGGAGCUUCAUGUUUCGAGGCUGGAGCUGGUAAUGGUUACAUAUGUCAGUGCCCAGCUGGUUAUACUGGAACAAAUUGCGAAACAGAAGUACUCGCCUGUUCUUCAAGCCCAUGUCUGAACGGAGCUUCGUGUUUCGAGGCUGGAGCUGGUAAUGGCUACAUCUGUCAGUGCCCAACCAGUUAUACUGGAAUAAACUGCGAAACAGAAGUACUCGCCUGUUCUUCAAAUCCGUGUAUAAAUGGAGCUUCUUGUUUCGAGGCUGGAGCUGGUAAUGGCUACGUUUGCCAAUGUCCUGCUGGUUAUACUGGAACAAACUGCGAAACAGAAGUUUUCUCCUGUUCUUCAAGCCCAUGUCUGAACGGAGCUUCUUGUUUCGAGGCUGGAGCUGGUAAUGGUUACAUCUGUCAGUGCCCAUCUGGUUAUACUGGAACAAAUUGCGAAACAGAAGUACUCGCCUGUUCUUCAAGCCCAUGUCUGAACGGAGCUUCGUGUUUCGAGGCUGGAGCUGGUAAUGGCUACAUUUGUCAGUGCCCAGCUGGUUUUACUGGAACAAAUUGCGAAACAGAAGUGUUCGCCUGUUCGUCAAGCCCAUGUCUGAACGGAGCUUCUUGUUUCGAGGCUGGAGCUGGUAAUGGCUACAUUUGCCAAUGCCCUGCUGGUUAUACUGGAACAAACUGCGAAACAGAAGUACUGGCCUGUUCUUCAAGCCCAUGUAUGAAUGGAGCAUCAUGUUUCGAAGCUGGAGCUGGUAAUGGUUACAUAUGUCAGUGCCCAACUGGUUAUACUGGAACAAAUUGCGAAACAGAAGUACUGGCCUGUUCUUCAAGCCCAUGUAUGAAUGGAGCAUCAUGUUUCGAAGCUGGAGCUGGUAAUGGUUACAUAUGUCAGUGCCCAACUGGUUAUACUGGAACAAAUUGCGAAACAGAAGUACUCGCCUGUUCUUCAAAUCCAUGUAUAAAUGGAGCUUCAUGUUUCGAAGCUGGAGCUGGUAAUGGUUAUAUCUGUCAGUGCUCUGCUGGUUAUACUGGAACAAACUGCGAAACAGAAGUACUGGCCUGUUCUUCAAGCCCAUGUCUGAACGGAGCUUCAUGUUUCGAGGUUGGAGCUGGUAAUGGCUACAUUUGCCAAUGUCCAGAAGAAUUCACUGGAACAAACUGCGAGUCCGAAAUCCUUGCCUGUUCGUCAAGUCCAUGUCAAAAUGGGGCAACUUGUUUAGAAGCAGGAGCUGGGAAUGGUUACAUCUGCCAGUGCCCGGCAGGUUUCUCCGGAACAAACUGUGAAUCAGAAAUUCUUGCCUGUUCUUCAAAUCCAUGUAUAAAUGGAGCUUCAUGUUUCGAGGCUGGAGCUGGUAAUGGUUACAUUUGUCAGUGCCCAGCUGGUUAUACUGGAACAAACUGCGAAACAGAAGUACCCGCCUGUUCUUCAAAUCCAUGUAUAAAUGGAGCAUCAUGUUUCGAAGCUGGAGCUGGUAAUGGCUACAUCUGUCAGUGCCCAACGGGUUAUACUGGAACAAACUGCGAAACAGAAGUGUUUGCCUGUUCUUCAAGUCCAUGUCUUAAUGGAGCAACUUGUAUGGAAGCCGGGGCUGGCAAUGGUUACUUUUGUCAGUGCCCAGUCGGCUUUGGUGGAACAAACUGUGCUACAGAGUUACUGGCAUGUUCUUCAAAUCCCUGCAUGAAUGGAGCUUCAUGUUUCGAGGCUGGAGCUGGUAAUGGUUACAUCUGUGAGUGCCCAGCUGGUUAUACUGGAACAAAUUGCGAAACCGAAGUAUUAGCGUGUUCUUCAAGCCCCUGCUUGAAUGGAGCUUCAUGUUUCGAGGCUGGAGCUGGUAAUGGUUACAUCUGUCAGUGCCCAUCUGGUUAUACUGGAACAAAUUGCGAAACGGAUGUACUCGCCUGUUCUUCAAACCCAUGUCUGAACGGAGCUUCUUGUUUCGAGGCUGGAGCUGGUAAUGGUUACAUCUGUCAGUGCCCAGCUGGUUAUACUGGAACAAAUUGCGAAACAGAAGUACUCGCCUGUUCUUCGAACCCAUGUCUGAACGGAGCUUCAUGUUUCGAGGCUGGAGCUGGUAAUGGUUACAUCUGUCAGUGCCCAGCUGGUUAUACUGGUACAAAUUGUGAAGAAGAAAUCCUUGCCUGCUCUUCAAAUCCUUGUCUCAAUGAUGCAACAUGUAUUGAAGCUGGACCUGGAAAUGGUUACAUCUGCCAGUGCCCAUCAGGUUAUACUGGGACCAACUGUGAACUUGAAAUUCUUAGAUGUUCCUCAAACCCCUGUCUGAAUGGAGCAACUUGUAUGGAAUUUGGGGCCGGAAGUGGAUAUUUUUGUCAGUGCCCAUCAGGAUUUACUGGAACAAAUUGUGAAACACCAGCUCCUACUCCAUGCGAAUCCUACCCCUGCUUGAAUGGUGCAGUCUGUUUUGAAUCUGAAAGCGGUGAUAGUUACUUCUGUCUCUGUGCUAUGGGUUAUUAUGGAACCCAUUGUGAUAUGAGAGUACCCGCUUGUACGUCUCAGCCCUGUCUCAAUGGUGCUGCCUGUAUAAAUACUGAACUGGGAUAUAGAUGCAUUUGUGAAGAUGGUUUUCAAGGUGACAACUGUGAAGAACAAGUUCCAAGCUGUUCAUCAAGCCCUUGUUUAAAUGGAGCAACAUGCAUGGAAUCUAGCUCAGGAUCUGGGUAUACCUGCAUCUGUCCCGCGCCAUUUACCGGUCCCACCUGCGGAGCUGAAAUUCCAAGUUGUUCAUCAAACCCUUGUGUAAAUGGAGCAACUUGCAUGGAAUCUAGCUCAGGAUCAGGAUAUUUCUGUCUGUGCCCUGCAGCAUACACCGGGCCUGACUGCAGAGAUCCAGUUCCAAGCUGUUCAUCAGACCCCUGUCAAAAUGGAGCAACUUGUAUGGAAUCAAGCUCUGGAUCUGGAUAUUUCUGUCUCUGCCCUGCAGCAUUCACCGGACCUGACUGCGGAGAUCCAGUUCCAAGCUGUUCAUCCAACCCCUGUCUAAACGAAGCAACUUGCAUGGAGUCUAUCUCUGGGUCUGGGUAUUUUUGCCUGUGUCCGCCAGCUUAUACUGGCAGAGACUGUGGAACGAAAGUUCUUACCUGCCUGUCAAACCCAUGCAUGCACGGUGGGUCAUGUGCUGAAUUGGAUCAAGAUUUGGGAUACACCUGUGCGUGUCCUGAGGGUUUCAAUGGAACCAACUGUGAAAUCCAAGUUUUUUCCUGUACUUCUAAUCCAUGUGAGAAUGGUGGAGUUUGUUCUGAGCUACCAGUUGGUUUUGGAUACACAUGCGCAUGUCCUACAGGAUAUACAGGAACCAACUGCCAAACACAGCUCCUGUCCUGUACAUCUACUCCAUGCCUCAACGAGGGAACCUGCUUCGAAGUUGAAAGUGGCUUUGGAUAUUUUUGCCUGUGUCCCACUGGUUAUACAGGAUCCAACUGUGAAACGAGAGUGACUCCUUGCGACCCAAAUCCUUGUCAAAAUGGUGGAUAUUGUCUUGAGGCUGCUUCAGGGUUUGAUGUUUAUUGCAUCUGUCCUGAAGGUUACAAUGGUUCAUCUUGUGAAACAAAAGUUCCUGCUUGCGACUCUACGCCUUGUUUUAAUGGUGGACUGUGCUAUGAAUCUGAGUUUGGAUUUAAUUGCACAUGUCCGGAAGGAUUUAAUGGAACGCUCUGUGAAACAAGAGUUCUUGGUUGCAACUCUUCUUCAUGUUUGAAUGGUGGAUUGUGUUAUGAAUCUGAAUUUGGAUUCAAUUGCACAUGUCCCCAAGGAUUCAAUGGAACGUUUUGUGAAAUUCAAGUUUCUCCUUGUUACCCAAAUCCUUGUCAAAAUGGUGGAUAUUGUCUUGAGGCUGUUUCAGGGUUUGAUGUUUAUUGCAUCUGUCCUGAAGGUUACAAUGGUUCAUCUUGUGAAACAAAAGUUCCUGCUUGCGACUCUACGCCUUGUUUUAAUGGUGGACUGUGUUAUGAAUCUGAGUUUGGAUUUAAUUGCACAUGUCCCCAAGGAUUUAAUGGAACGCUCUGUGAAACAAGAGUUCUCGGUUGCAAUUCUUCAUGUUUGAAUGGUGGAUUGUGUUAUGAAUCCGAAUUUGGAUUCAAUUGCACAUGUCCCCAAGGAUUCAAUGGAACGUUCUGUGAAACUCAAGUUUCUCCCUGUGACUCAAAUCCUUGUCAAAAUGGUGGAUAUUGUCUUGAGGCUGCUUCAGGGUUUGAUGUAUAUUGCAUUUGUCCUGAAGGUUACAAUGGGUCAUCUUGUGAAACAAAAGUUCCUGCCUGCGACCCUUCGCCCUGUUUGAAUGGUGGACUGUGUUAUGAAUCUGAAUUUGGAUUUAAUUGCACAUGUCCCAAUGGAUUUAAUGGAACGUUUUGCGAAUUUCAAGUGAGUCUGUGUGAUCCAAAUCCAUGUCUAAAUGGUGGAGAAUGUUUCCAGCUUCAGGGAAGCAGCAAUACAUACCGUUGUCGGUGCCCUGAAAACUACACAGGACAACACUGUGAAAGCAUGACAUCAUGUUCAUCAUCACCAUGCCAGAAUGGAGGGGUUUGUUCUGAUUCUGUGAACGGUUCUCAGUACACAUGUUCUUGUGUAAAUGGAUUUACUGGAGAAAAUUGUGAAAGUAGAGUGAGUUUAUGUGAGCCCAACCCUUGCUUCAACGGUGGAGAAUGUUUCCAGCUUCAAGAAAGCGGCAAUACAUACUUCUGUCAGUGCCCUAAAAACUUCACAGGACAACACUGUGAAAACAUGACAGCAUGUUCAUCAUCACCGUGUCUAAAUGGAGGCAUAUGCUCUGAUUCAACAAAUGGUUCUCAAUACACAUGUUCUUGUGUAAAUGGAUUCACCGGAGAAAAUUGUGAAAGUAGAGUGAGUCUAUGUAGUCCAAGUCCUUGUCUUAAUGGUGGUGAAUGUUUUGAACUUCAAGGAAACAGCAACACCUACUUUUGCCGAUGCUCUGAAAACUUCACAGGACAACACUGUGAAAACAUGACAUCAUGUUCAUCAUCACCAUGCCAGAAUGGAGGGGUUUGUUCUGAUUCUGUGAACGGUUCUCAGUACACAUGUUCUUGUGUAAAUGGAUUUACUGGAGAAAAUUGUGAAAGUAGAGUGAGUUUAUGUGAGCCCAACCCUUGCCUCAACGGUGGAGAAUGUUUCCAGCUUCAAGAAAGCGGCAAUACAUACUUCUGUCAGUGCCCUAAAAACUUCACAGGACAACACUGUGAAAACAUGACAGCAUGUUCAUCAUCACCGUGUCUAAAUGGAGGCAUAUGCUCUGAUUCAACAAAUGGUACUCAAUACACAUGUUCUUGUGUAAAUGGAUUCACCGGAGAAAAUUGUGAAAGUAGAGUGAGUCUAUGUAGUCCAAGUCCUUGUCUUAAUGGUGGUGAAUGUUUUGAACUUCAAGGAAACAGCAACAUCUACUUUUGUCGAUGCCCUACAAACUUUACAGGACAACACUGUGAAAACAUGACAUCAUGUUCAUCAUCACCAUGCCAGAAUGGAGGGGUUUGUUCUGAUUCUGUGAACGGUUCUCAGUACACAUGUUCGUGUGUAAAUGGAUUUACUGGAGAAAAUUGCGAAAGUAGAGUGAGUUUAUGUGAGCCCAACCCUUGCCUCAACGGUGGAGAAUGUUUCCAGCUUCAAGAAAGCGGCAAUACAUACUUCUGUCAGUGCCCUAAAAACUUCACAGGACAACACUGUGAAAACAUGACAGAAUGUUCAUCAUCACCGUGUCUAAAUGGAGGCAUAUGCUCUGAUUCAACAAAUGGUACUCAAUACACAUGUUCUUGUGUAAAUGGAUUCACCGGAGAAAAUUGUGAAAGUAGAGUGAGUCAGUGUAGUCCAAGUCCUUGUCUUAAUGGUGGUGAAUGUUUUGAACUUCAAGGAAACAGCAACACCUACUUUUGCAGAUGCCCAACAAACUUUACAGGGCAACACUGUGAAAACAUUACAGCAUGUUCAUCAUCACCAUGUCUAAAUGGAGGGGCUUGCUCUGAAUCUGUGAACGGUUCUCAUUACGCAUGUUCUUGUGUAAAUGGAUUUACUGGAGAAAAUUGUGAAAGUAGAGUUCCUGUUUGUGACUCGUCACCUUGUUCUAACGGUGGGCUGUGUUAUGAAUCUGAGUUUGGAUUCAAUUGCACAUGUCCCCAAGGAUUUAACGGAACACUUUGUGAAGCAAAAGUUCCUGUAUGCAGUUCAUCUCCGUGUCUCAAUGGUGGACUGUGUUAUGAAUCCGAGUAUGGAUUUAAUUGCACAUGUCCCGAUGGAUUUAAUGGAACUUUUUGUGAAACUCAAGUGUCUCCCUGUGACUCAAAUCCUUGUCAAAAUGGUGGAUAUUGUCUGGAGGCUGCUUCAGGGUUUGAUGUUUAUUGCAUCUGUCCUGAAGGUUACAAUGGUUCAUCUUGUGAAACAAAAGUUCCUGCUUGCGAAUCUUCGCCUUGUUUUAAUGGUGGGCUGUGCUAUGAAUCUGAGUUUGGAUUUAAUUGCACAUGUCCGGAAGGAUUUAAUGGAACUUUCUGUGAAACAAGAGUUCUGGGUUGCAAUUCUUCUACAUGUUUGAAUGGUGGAUUGUGUUAUGAGUCUGAAUUUGGAUUCAAUUGCACAUGUCCCCAAGGAUUCAAUGGAACGUUUUGUGAAACUCAAGUUUCUCCCUGUAACUCAAAUCCUUGUCAAAAUGGUGGAUAUUGUCUUGAGGCUGUUUCAGGGUUUGAUGUUUAUUGCAUCUGUCCUGAAGGUUACAAUGGUUCAUCUUGUGAAACAAAAGUUCCUGCUUGCGAAUCUUCGCCUUGUUUUAAUGGUGGACUGUGCUAUGUAUCUGAGUUUGGAUUUAAUUGCACAUGUCCGGAAGGAUUUAAUGGAACUUUCUGUGAAACAAGAGUUUCUCCAUGUGACUCAAAUCCUUGUCAAAAUGGAGGAUAUUGUCUUGAGACUGUUUCAGGGUUUGAUGUAUAUUGCAUUUGUCCUGAAGGUUACAAUGGGUCAUCUUGUCAAACAAAAGUUUCUGCCUGUGACUCAUCGCCCUGUUUGAAUGGUGGAUUGUGUUCUGAAUCUGAGUUUGGAUUUAAUUGUACAUGUCCAGAAGGAUUUAAUGGAACAUUUUGUGAAACGCAAGUAUUUGCAUGUCGUUCAGAGCCUUGUCUUAAUGGCGGAAACUGCUCAGAAAUUCCAUAUGGAAUCGGCUACAAUUGUUCUUGUCUCGAUGGGUAUACAGGAGACAUAUGUCAACAUAAAGUGCUAGCUUGUUCAUCAUCUCCUUGUCUGAAUGGUGGAACUUGCUCUGAAUAUCUGGAAGACUUUGGCUACAAUUGUUCCUGUCCAGAUGGUUUUACAGGAGAUAUUUGUCAAGCAAGAGUGUUGGCGUGUUCAUCAAGUCCAUGUCAAAAUGAUGGAACUUGUUCAGAAUAUCUGGAGGGCUUUGGCUACAAUUGUUCCUGUUCCAAUGGUUUUACUGGAAAUAACUGUCAAACAAAAGUGUUGGCUUGUUCAUCUGCCCCUUGUCUAAAUGGUGGAACUUGCUCUGAAUAUCUGGAAGGGUUCGGCUACAAUUGUUCCUGUCCAGAUGGUUUUACAGGAGAUAACUGUCAAACGAGAGUGUUCGCUUGUUCAUCUGCUCCUUGUCUAAAUGGUGGAACUUGCUCUGAAUAUCUGGAAGAGUUCGGCUACAAUUGUUCCUGCCCAGAUGGUUUUACAGGAGAUAACUGUCAAACAAGAGUGUUGGCUUGUUUAUCAUCUCCUUGUCUGAACGGUGGAACUUGCUCUGAAUAUCUGGAAGACUUUGGCUACAAUUGUUCCUGUCCAGAUGGUUUUACUGGCGAUAACUGUCAAACCAGAGUGUUGGCUUGUUCAUCAUCUCCUUGUCUAAAUGGUGGAACGUGCUCUGAAUAUCUGGAAGACUUUGGCUACAAUUGUUCCUGUCCAGAUGGUUUUACUGGCGAUAACUGUCAAACCAGAGUGUUGGCUUGUUCAUCUGCUCCUUGUCUAAAUGGUGGAACUUGCUCUGAAUAUCUGGAAGACUUCGGCUACAAUUGUUCCUGUCCAGAUGGUUUUACAGGAGAUAAUUGUCAAACUAGAGUUUUGGCUUGUUCAUCUGCCCCUUGUCUAAACGGUGGGACUUGCUCUGAGUAUCUGGAAGAGUUUGGCUACAAUUGUUCCUGUCCAGAUGGUUUUACAGGAGAUAAUUGUCAAACAAGAGUUUUUGCAUGUUCGUCUGACCCUUGUGAAAAUGGUGGCAAUUGCUCAGAACGUCUUGAAGGCUUUGGAUUCAAUUGUUCCUGUUCUGAAGGUUUUGCUGGAACUGUCUGUGAAAACAGAGUGUUUGCAUGCUCGUCAUCUCCCUGCUUAAAUGGCGGAAGUUGUGCAGAUUUCUUUGAAAAAUUUGGAUACGUUUGCUCCUGUCCUGAGGAGUUUUAUGGAGAUAAUUGUCAACACAGAGUGAGUCCAUGUACUCCAAGUCCAUGUCUCAAUGAUGGAGAAUGUUUCCAGCUUCAAGGAAGCAGCGGCUCAUACUUCUGUCUAUGUCCUGAAAAUUAUGUAGGACGGCACUGUGAAAUCACGCCUGCAUGCUCAUCAUCACCCUGUUUAAAUGGAGGAUCUUGCUCAGAAUCCACGAACAGUUCUCAAUACACAUGCACCUGUGCACUCGGAUUUACAGGAGUAAAUUGUGAAAGUAGAGACUUUGCAUGCUUAUCAUCUCCCUGUAUGAAUGGGGGAGGUUGUGUAGAAUUCGAAGAUAGCUUCGGAUAUUCUUGUGUCUGUCCUUUUCCUUUCACCGGUGACAACUGUGAAAGUACAGUAUCUGCUUGUGCAUCCUUACCCUGUCUCAAUGGAGCAGCCUGUCAGGAAUUUACUUCCGGUGUCGGAUACAGCUGCAACUGCCUUCAAGGAUUUACAGGAACUCGCUGCGAGACGCGAGUGUUUGCCUGCAAUUCCAACCCUUGUGUGAAUGGGGCUUGUUCAAACCAAAAUGAUGGCAGCUAUUCAUGCAACUGCCCGUCUGGAUUUACAGGAACGAAUUGCGAAACAGUCGUCUUCCCUGAUGGCUGCGCUUCGUCUCCUUGUGCAAAUGGAGUCUGCUUUACUGCAGGAUCAGGAAACGGUUACCUCUGUAUAUGUAAUGCAGGAUUCACUGGAACCAACUGUGAAUUUGAGGUGUUCGAGCCCUGCUCCAGUUCACCAUGUUUCAAUGGUGCAACUUGUCUAACUCUCAGUGAUAGGUCAGGGUAUACCUGUGUUUGUGCACCCGGUUUCAUCGGAACAAACUGCCUAAAUGCAGUGAACCCAUGUCUACCUAACCCGUGUAACAAUGGUGGGUUCUGCUCAAGUACACUAUCGGGAAAUUAUGUAUGUACCUGUCCUGAUGGCUUCACAGGAACGAACUGCGAAAACAUUGUGAGUCCAUGUAGUCCAAGUCCAUGUUCUAAUGGCGGAGUGUGCUUCCAGCUUCAUGGAGGCAGUAGUGAUUACUACUGUCAAUGCCCACCCAACUAUGAGGGGCAAAACUGCGAAUACAUGUCUCCGUGCAAUCCAAACCCCUGCCAGAAUGGAGCAGCCUGCUCGGUGGUCUUAGGCCAGUCCACUGAUUACCAGUGUAAUUGUGUCCCAGGAUUCCUGGGAGAAAACUGCGAGUUUGUAGACCCAUGCUCAAAUAAUCCAUGCGUUCGUGGACAGUGUUUCGUCAGCUCAACGAACGUUGAUUUCUUCUGCAUAUGCCCAGUCGGAUAUGUGGGCAACACUUGCAAUGAGGUCGAAGAUCGUUGUGCAUCAAGCCCAUGUCUGAACGGGGCCACCUGUCUUACUAAUGGACUUACGGUAACUUGCCAGUGUACUCCCGACUUUUCCGGCGAAUUCUGCGGAACAUAUGAACCAUCGAGUCCAUGUGACUCAGACCCAUGCCAAAAUGGUGGAGGAUGCUAUGUUGAUGGACUUAACUCUCUUCAAUGUGUAUGUCCAGUAUACUACAGUGGUGACUUUUGUGAAUUCUUUACACCUCCCAAUGUAUGUGAUUCGAAUCCAUGUGGUGGGAAUGGAAUAUGCAGCAACUUCAUCAGCUAUUUCACUUGUCAAUGUAUCAACGGUUACACUGGAUUGACGUGUUCAGAGCCACCCAGUCCAUGCCUGUCAAAUCCUUGUAAAAAUGGAGGUUCUUGUAACACAUUUGGGACAUCAUAUUCGUGUGAUUGUAGCACGUCUCCAUUAGGUUACACUGGUGUUACAUGUGAAGUUGCACCCAACCCAUGUUUAUCUGGUCCAUGUCUUCGUGGUCAAUGCCUGAACCGUUUCACCAGCUAUGAAUGUGAUUGUUCACUUACUGGAGGCUAUUCAGGAGACAGAUGUGAAAUUGCCCCUGAUCCAUGUGACAGCGUGGUAUGCUUAAACGGAGGUCUGUGUAACAGAGGAACGUGUGACUGUUCCAAUACAGGCUAUGCUGGCACCUCUUGUGAAAUAUUGACCGAUCCGUGUGUUUCUGACCCUUGUCGCAACGGAGGGACUUGUAACAACUUUGGAUCAUUUUAUAGAUGUGAUUGCACUCCUGCAUUCGAUGGGGAUGUAUGUGAAAUAUAUGUGGAUCCUUGUGAAACUUUCAACCCAUGUUUAAAUGGGGCAACAUGUGCAGACCUAGGAACAGGGGAUUACUUCUGUAGCUGUCCAAUUGGUUUUGAGGGUGACCGCUGUGAAACAGUUAUCAACUACUGCGAGAGUGAUCCAUGUCAAAAUGGCGGCGCCUGCCAACUGAUGCAGAACCUGUACGGCUACAUGUGUGAAUGUCCUGUCGGCUAUGGAGGAAUCAACUGUGAAAUUCUUGUUGAUACCUGCCUUAGCAAUCCGUGUCUGAAUGGGGGUCAAUGUAUUGAGCAAUCCGGGUUUACGUAUUCAUGUGUUUGCACCAGCCAAUGGACAGGAAAUAAUUGCUCUGAACCUGUGGAUGCAUGUGAUAGUAGUCCUUGUGAGUAUGGCGGAGAAUGCACAAACUACUUCACAUACUUCGUCUGCACCUGCCCUCCGGGACGAUGGGGUCCCAGGUGUGAGAAUGAUUUUGAUGAAUGCACAAGUAAUCCUUGCCUUAACAAUGGAUUCUGUGAGAAUGGAAAUAAUACCUACUCCUGCACCUGCCAACGAGGCUUUGAAGGCGAUCAUUGUGAAAUCAACAUCAAUGAUUGUGAUCCAAAUCCAUGCCAGAACAAUGGCAUAUGUACAGAUGGGAUCGACCGUUUCACCUGUACUUGCGAUACUGGAUUCACUGGACCUACAUGUGCAGAGCUGCUUGAUACAUGUGCAAGCAACCCUUGUCUAAAUGGAGCAACCUGUAACAAUCUCUUCAACUCAUACCAGUGCGUAUGCCCAAGGGGGUGGAGUGGCACAAAUUGUGAAUCAGUUACGAGCUGCAAUGUUGACUACUACCUGGAAGGAUGUGCUGCUGUAGUGAUCACUAGUCCAAAUUAUCCUGGAAGCUAUGAUGACAACAAAACCUGCUCCUGGCUGGUCAUCUCCAACGAACGGAACCGCCUGCACAUCCAGAUCACAGACUUCAUGACUGAAGACUCUUACGACACCCUGGAGAUUGGAGGUGGCGCCCUCAUCGGGAACCCAGUUUCCCUCUUCUCAGGUGGAGUGCUGUCGGGAUCUGAAGAGCCUGUGAACUUCACCUCAGCUCAGACCACCAUCUGGAUGCGAUUUAUCACUGAUCCCGAUAAGAGUGAGAGAGGAUUCAGAGCUGUGGUUACUGAUCUUUGUGACAUUGACUUCCCGUGUGCAAGCAACCCUUGCCAGAAUAAUGGAGAAUGUGUGAAUACCAAUGACAAUCUCCAGUAUUUCUGCAGAUGUGCUCCAGCUUUCACAGGCGAUAAUUGUGAAAUUUCUGUGCCAACACCUUGUGAUAGCAACCCCUGCCUAAAUGGAGGCAGCUGCUUCUUCAAUCCAGCCACUGAUCGGUUUGUCUGUGAUUGCCCUGAGGGUUGGACAAGCACUAAUUGUGAAGAAGAAAUCAUGAUCAUGUGCCCUGAGGGUUAUUGCUUGAACGGAGGAACAUGUGCUAUUGAUGUCAAUGAGCAGCCACAGUGUAGCUGUCCAGAAGGAUAUGUCGGUGACAGAUGUAACAUAGAACAAUGUCCUCCUGACUACUGUGGUGUGAAUAGUAUCCAGUGCUUUGUUGCCAGUGCUGGUGUUUACUCAUGUCAGUGCACAGCAGGUUAUACUGGAUCACAGUGUGAAACAAAUAUUGAUGAAUGUGGAAGCGACCCAUGUCAGAACAAUGGUGUAUGCAUAGAUGGUAUGAAUGGCUAUGAAUGCCAGUGUAAUGACAUGUUCAGAGGUAGCAAUUGUGAAAUACCUUCAAAUGCUUGCAUUGGAAACGAGCCAUGUGAGAAUGGAGCUGCCUGUAUGGCUGAUACUAGCGGUGUCAAUGUGUGUGUUUGCACUCCAGGCUUUGAGGGAACCCUCUGUGAAACUCCCAUCAACGAAUGUUCAAGCAACCCAUGUAGGAACAACGGAGUGUGUAUAGAUAGUCUCAACCGAUAUGUCUGUGUGUGCAAAACUGGUUUUACAGGAGACGACUGCUCAGAAACUUCUGAUGGUAAUAACAACAACCUUCCCCAAGCUGAUGCGAACAAUCUCCUUAUUGAACCCUGGUGGAUAGCUUUAAUUUGCUUGAUUGGCCUCCUCUUUGUCAUCUUCAUUAUUGUAUGCCUCUGCACUAUGAAACGACAGGACGAUCUAGACAAGAAGAAACUAAUGGCACUCAGUGCAUAGAAGAUGGAAUGUUACCAGACCAGGCUUAUGCGCUACACCAGUUGAUAAAAUGCAUGAAACAUUAAACGUCAUGAGCUUUGACCUUUCCUGGACUUUACAAGAACAGCUUUUAAUUGAAUUAUCGUGAUCAGUGGAAUGGGACUAGGUCUUUGCAAUUCCUCCUGCAAAAUAAUGUUGAACUUGUUUUUAUUAAAUAGAGCAGAUGAGAAAUUAUGAAAGUCAUUUUAAAGACACUAUAAUGCUACAAGAAAAUAUUAUUGCAUUAUAUGUUAAAUGCUCCACCUUUUUCUAAAUUCGAAAAUGCAUAAACAUACAUGGAAAUAAAUUUGAACCACAGUUCAUUGUGUGCUUUUGAAGUGAUUUAUCAUAAAUUCUGUAAAUGGAAUAAUUAUAUUUAAUUACAUGCAGCAUGUCCUUCAAAAAUGUCUUUCCACUAAACAAUUUCAAAAUCAAAUAUUCUCAAUUGAGUGCUCAGAACUAAAAAGCCCAUACAAUUUUCGUAGUUUCUAUUUUACUUUAAUUGGUUUUGCUUCAGUAGUUUUAAUUAAACAGUCUUUAAUGUAAGUGCUUCAAUGCUUUUUAGCCGGGCUUACUAAUAGUUGCGCUCUGUAUCUUCAGGCAUAAAGCACUAUAUAAAUCCAGCUAUCAUUAUCAUUGUUAUAAAAUUAAAGGUCAGCAUGUCCCUCCUUGGAACAUAUCCAAGAUUUGACUGAAGAAAUUUCUCAGACCUGAUAAGGCGAAUUAGGCCAUCACCAUGAUUUUAAAAAUGAUAAGAAAUUCCCACUGUAAAGUUAAUUGAUGAAGGUAUACAUCACCCAAUACAUGAUAAAUGUUGAUUUUUGACAGUGAUAUUAUAGGGAUACAAUAAAAAGAAAUACAACAAAAGAUGUUCAUUGAAGGACUAUAUAACCAUGAGUAGAGCACAUAGAGCAAAAAUUAUCAGUGGAACUUAAAUUUGAUUUGUUUUCAUUUUAAAAGUUAAUAAACCUGAUCUUAUAAAAUAAUAAAACAAGAAUGCAGUAUGAAAUUGAAGCAGAGGAUAAAGUAAGCCUAUUUGAUAGUCUAUAUUUGCAGUAUAGUGCGACUGGAAAUGGGCCAUAAAGCAAUGAUGUUAUGAAGGCAUUUUAAUUCAAAACUAAUGACCGAUACCUAUACUAUAUUUAUAGAAAGUACAAAAUUGAUUGGGCUUUUUAAAUCUCUAAACUCAAGUGAGCAUAAAGCUUGAAUUUUGUAAUUAUUCAGAAGUUGAUGAUAAAGCCAUUUUAUUCGCCCGACACACUGUAUUUGCCCCAGCUAUCGAGCAUUAAUGAUAAAUGAUUUAUUUUAUAGAAAGUGUCCACUAUGUCAGAUGUUGAUUUAAAAAGAUUGUUAACAUAAGUAUGUUUUUUUGUACUGAUUACGAUGAAAAUCUGGUAAUUUUCAGAUGCAAGUUUGAACGUCAGUGCCGGACAUUGAUUACAAAAACUCAAUGGUGAUUGUAUUCUUAUAGAAAAAGGUGGUUUUGUGUAGAUGUAUUGAAUAUUUUUUCUUGUGAUUUGGCUAGAGUGUGUUGAAUCUAUCUAUCUAUGGCAUAUAGUCAAACGGAAAAUGUUGAUAUGAGGGAAUAUAUUCCUAACAGUAUGUAUUCAUCAAAGUUAAUAGGUUUUAUCAAAAGUAAGUAUUCGAGAAAAGAUAUAUAUCUAAAAUGGAUUGGGUAAUAUCAGACUAAAUUGAAAGAGGUAGUUUUCCUUACAACUUACAAUUUUCAAUUAUGUUAAUUGUUGAUAUGCAAACGCUUCACCAAAUUUGAUAAAGAUUAUUUGUUUAUCUUGCAUUGCUGUUGGUUCUUUGUUGUGUUUUUGGGGUAUUUUUUUUAACUGUCUGAUAAUGAUAUUACCAUUGCUGUAUUUAAAUAAUGCAUGCUUAAUCAGUAUUCCAAAUUAUGGCAGUGUCUUUCGAAAUCAAAAUAGCUUUCAAAGAAAAGCAAUAAUUAUCCUCUUUCUCGUUUUUCAUCUCAUAUUAGGGGCAUACUUGAUUAAAAACGCAAUUUGUUUUCCAAUCAACCGGGCUCAAGUGCCUUGUAAUUUGUUCAUUUUAAAGUUAUUGAUUGUAAUUCAUCAAUAAAUCUAUUCUUUCAUGUUCAAUGAUGAUAUAUUUUUUUCCAAAUUUAUUAUUUUCUUUAUUGAUUACUAUUAUUUGUGUUUGUAUUUUUAAAGUGAAAUUAAUUUACAUUUAAUGCGAAUUACUUGAAAAUAAAUUUCAUCAUUGCCCAAUAGUCUUUCAUAUGGGAAUUAGAGGUUGCGCAGUCGACUUGAUUAAACAUUAUCUUGAUUUUUGAACAUUACACUUAGAUUAGAUCUUUAAUUAAAUUCUACUUCAAAACAUUCUGAUAAUUUGCACUUAUUCUCUAUAUUCUGAUCUUAGUGUGCAUUGAUGUAUGUGAAAUAUGCAUUUUCCUUUUCGCGUUUAGUAGUUUUACUUUUUUAUUUCGUCUGGGAAAUUUGUGUGUCAUGAAAUUCUCAUUCUUUUUUGCAUUAAUACGACAAUUAUUUAUACAUAUGUUGAUCUUGUAGAUCUGUAAUUUCACUUUCUCAGCGUCAUAAACUUUUACAUAAUGGAAAUAAUUUUCGCUUUUACUGAAAUUUGAGGCUAUGUAGUUAAAUUUCCUUUUCAUUUUCCCCUUAGAUUUUGAAAUUUCUUUCUCUAUUGUAGAACUUGAUCAUUUUAAGUCAUUCAUCACUUUACAAUAUAUUUCAACGAAGUUAUGAAAUGUAAUGAUUUUUAUAUGAAAAUAAACUUAUGAAUAU
This is a messenger RNA of Lytechinus variegatus (green sea urchin), 19335 nucleotides long. RefSeq lists its product as uncharacterized. Gene Ontology annotation, molecular function: calcium ion binding. Lineage: Eukaryota; Metazoa; Echinodermata; Echinoidea; Temnopleuroida; Toxopneustidae. The coding region runs from base 563 to 16549 and encodes 5328 amino acids. The record is from RefSeq and is a predicted model, not a curated record. The transcript has 130 exons. Gene Ontology annotation, cellular component: plasma membrane; protein-containing complex. Gene Ontology annotation, biological process: establishment or maintenance of epithelial cell apical/basal polarity; heterophilic cell-cell adhesion.